Messenger RNA from Paramormyrops kingsleyae, 2346 nucleotides. RefSeq names its product RAB20, member RAS oncogene family (gene rab20). The record is from RefSeq and is a predicted model, not a curated record. Gene Ontology annotation, molecular function: GTPase activity; GTP binding. Lineage: Eukaryota; Metazoa; Chordata; Actinopteri; Osteoglossiformes; Mormyridae.
AUCUCCAGUAAAGUUAUAUUUAAGUUAUAUUUUUUAUGUAUUUUUGGCCAGUAAUUCUAACGUAUAUUGUUAAUAGCACUGUCGUCUCGAUCAUGCAUGAUCGUGGACGUACAUCAAACAAUUAAGGUUGUGGAAUCAGCAAGUUUCAGUUAGUCGAAAUUUUAGUACGUAUAGUUUUAUUUCAGUGGAUUAAUUGGCCCAUAAACAACCCAGAGUAGAACCAACGAAAUGCUACUCUUUCUCGUCUCUAGAAACUGGUCUCAUUCUCAUAACAAUGUGUGUGCUAUGUAACCGUGAUAACGGCAGAAUACAUACUUGGAAAAAUAUUACAACUACUUAUUGCAUCAGAAUCAUUUUUAAAGAAACAUCUUCAGCUUCGUCUUUUAAAAUUUAACACUGGGUUGCCAUCACCAUGUAGGCUACCUUAAGAGCAUUUAAAAAUGUUCUGAAAACCCAUAUUGGAAAUUACCACGAAUCGUUAGUUCAUGAACGCACUAUAACAUAGAACAUGGGUCUAUUUAUAACCUGAUUACUUUCAGUUCUUUUUUUAAUUUCUGUGUUAUCUGAAGCUGAAUCGCACCCACCAAUAGGGUACAUGCUGCCCACAUUUCUGUGCUUUACUUCGUGGCGAAAUCAUCUCUCGUAUCCCAAAAGUGGCGUCACAUUACUUUGAUUUCAUUAAAAAGGUCACACUGUUGCAUUUCACCCAUUUCCUGGCUUCCUGUUUCGUCAUCGCCAAAGGAGUUUACUCCCAAAUGCUUGAAGAGCUGAUCGCAAUAUGCAUGACCGCUGAGACGCUAUAUAAUAUAAGACGGGGAGCCGUAGGGAGACAAGGCAGGGGGUCGGGCGGAGAAGAGGGAACGUAUCGAUAGGACGAGGCAGGUCGGCACGGCCACUAAUCCCGACUCCGUGUCUGUUAACUAGUUCAGGGAAAAUCAUCUACCAUGUUUCAGAGCCUAGCCGAGCUUUGAAACACAUUUUGGUUAAAGUUACUAAAACAGGCCCUUUCCGUAUUUUAAUGAAAGUAAAGUACACCAUAGACAGAGCAACUUCGUCCCCGGUAAGGCUGAAAAGGCGGCGUUCGCGGAGUACCAUGCCGGACUAUGCCAAGAUGAAGAAACCCGACGUUAAGCUGGUGAUCCUCGGUGACAUGAAUGUUGGAAAGACCUCUCUGCUGCACAGGUACAUGGAGAGGAAGUUUAAGGACACCAUCAGUACCGUUGGAGGGGCGUUUUUCCUGAAGCAGUGGGGACGCUACAACAUCUCCAUCUGGGACACUGCAGGUCGGGAACAGUUCCACGGGUUGGGAUCCAUGUAUUGUCGAGGUGCGUCUGCCAUUCUCCUCACCUACGACGUCACCAGCUGGCAGAGCCUGGCCGAGCUGGAGGACCGCUUCCUGUCCCUGACCGACACCGCCAGCGACGACUGCAUCUUCGCCGUCGUGGGCAACAAGGCCGACCUCACCGACGCCAUGGCCGUCGAGCAGGAGGGGGAGCAGGAGGAGAGCUGUCCGGCCAGCGUGUGUCCCACCCCUCCAGCCUCCCCCAGCGCGCACAAGCAGGUGCACCGAGAGGACGCCAUGGCGCUCUACCGCCGCAUCCUCAGGUACAAGAUGCUGGACGAACGCACUAGCUUACCGGCCGAGAGCAUGUGCUUUGAGACCAGCGCCAAAACGGGCUACAACGUGGACCAGCUGUUUGAGACACUGUUCGACCUGGUGCUGCCUUCCAUAAUGAAGAAGAGGGACGAUGAGAAGAUCUCCACCGUCGACCUGGAACAGUCGGCGGACGUGGCCAAAGCCAAAAGCCAUUGCUGCUCCUGACCUCUCCUCCCAGCACAGACUAGCACACCUCUUAGUGCCCAGCGAAGACGUCAGCAGUGCCCCUAAUACAUUCCCCAUCGCUUGUGCUUUAACUGUGAUUUACCUUUUCCCCUCACGCAUGCAAUACACACCCAACAGCAGAGGGGACAAAGUACAUAAAAGCUGAUGGCGUCUCUGUUUGGAUUGUCAUUCCUGAAGACGCACGUGCGGUGAUCAUUUUGUGGGUUCUCUGCUCAUGGUUCCAUGAGCGAGUCAUGGAUAACGGAGGUGGCUUUGUUUUCCUCCUUCGUUCCAUUAAAUCACUGAAUGUAUGUGCUUUCACCAUGGUGUCUAACCAAAAUCACUAGCAGUUCUGUUUUUAGGAAUUUUAUUAGAGAAUCCCAACUGUGACAUCAACAGGCUUUUUUUUUUUAUUUUAUUUUUUAUUGGAUGCAUUUAAAUUGUACCUAAUCGCCCUAUAAAUGUGACUAUUUAAGAUGUAAAUUUUAAAACUUUCAUUGUAAAUUAAAGAACUAUAAUCUGGC